This is a messenger RNA of Rubroshorea leprosula, 4697 nucleotides long. Lineage: Eukaryota; Viridiplantae; Streptophyta; Magnoliopsida; Malvales; Dipterocarpaceae. The record is from the annotation of a GenBank genome assembly.
AGGAGGUAUUCUCCAUCACAAAUGUUCAGAAAUCAACGACGCACCCCCCAAUCACAGGAUAUUUUGUUCCCCAUGGUGCAAAGAGAAGGUUCAAAUGUGGAAACACAGGAGAACGAUCCUGACUAUGUCCCAUCACAACGGUCGACGAGUGCAGACAAUAUCAACACUCUCGAACCAACCUCGGCUUUUUCAGUCUCACAUUGGAACUUCCGUCCUCGCAGGUUGGCACAUGUGUCACACACCUGGACCCGAGGCUCUACGAGUGCAAAUACUCCCGAGUCAGCAAGCAGAGUCCAAGCCCAGCAUCACUUUAGGGGUGAUGAACCUACACAGGCCAAUUUGGAGGAUAAAACAAUGAUAACAAACCGCAAGGUGCAAUUAAGUCGCACGCGGGACUCCCUUAGGGAGCGAAAUGAAACUCUGCAAAAGGACAUGGAAACUUUGCGCCAACAAAUGGAAGAGUUGCGCACGGCACAACAACAAGCAACAGAUGCUCCACAAAUAGCCUCUAUAUACCUGAUAGAGCAUGUGAGAAGUUACAAGCUAGCAAUGAUGAUUUAUGGAGCGUCUGAUGCAUUAUUGUGCAGAGUGUUCCCUUCUUCACUGAAGAAAGCAGCUCAAACCUGCAAAGUCCCGAAGAAGACUAACCACCAUCUAAUGAGUAUCAGGCAGAAAACUGAUGAAAGUUUAAGGGCCUACAUAGCUCAUUUCCAUAAUGAAUCUUUGCAGGUGGAUAAUCUGGAUGAAGGAGUGGCAAUGCAUGCCUUGAUGAAUGGCUUGAAAGAUUGUGAUUUCUUGCACUCUCUAAAUAGAGAAGAACCAAAGAGCCUUAAGGACAUACUUCACAGGUCAAAAGGCUAUAUUCGAGCUGAAGAACGUGCUAUAGCCAAGAAAGGUGGUGAGUCUUUCGAACCUAAUUUAGUUGUAGUAGGAAAUAAAAAGCGAAGGUUUGACAGGUCAAAUGACAUAGCUGAUGUCAGAGGAGGAAAGCGAGGAGUUGGUAGAAAUCUCAAGAAUUAUUGCUCUACAUUGCAAGAGGCGCCAAGGGUGUAUACCACAUUCACACCUUUAAACACCUCAAUGGUGCAUAUACUUGCAGUGGCAAAGGAGAUAGAACACCUCAAUUGGCCUGAAAAGCUUCGUAGUAAUGGUAACAAGCGUGAUAAGACUCGUCAUUGUGCAUUUCAUGGGACCCAUGGUCAUGAUACAGAGGAUUGUAAGCAACUCAGAAUGGAAAUUGAACGAUUAAUUCGUAGAGGAGCGUUGAGGCAAUUUGUCGGGCAUCCAGGAAGCCAGAGGGGAGCAAGGAGAAUGGAAAGGUCACAAGACAGGAGGGAAGCUGGUUGGCAUAAAGAGAAGGAAUCUCUAGAUGUUGUGGGGGUAAUUAAUGUUAUAACAGUCCCACCUUCAGCAACUCCAGCAUCUAUGGCUUUAGCAGUCAAAGGAAGCAAUGAAAGCCCACCUUCAACUCAAACCAUCACUUUCACUGGGAAGGAUCUGGAUCAAAGGGAGGUAUUCCCACAUGAUCCACUAAUGAUUGAAAUAGUGGUGGAAGAUAGAAAUCUACGAAAGGGCAAGGUGAUGAAGCGUGUCUUGGUGGACACAGGGAGUUGCAGAGAUGUGAUGUGUUAUGGAGCAUUCAAAAAGCUAGGAGUAUCUCCACAACUGAUGAGACCUUGUGAUUUUCCAUUGGUGGGCCUUUCUGGAAAAUCCGUGCCUGUAAGAGGUAUUAUCUCUCUCCCUAUUCAUGUUGGUGUUUCCCCUUGUGUGGUUGUUGUUACCUUAGAUUUCUUUGUUAUUGAUGUCCCUUCCUCUUUUAAUGCAAUUUUGGGACGUCCUGGGCUUAACUCCUUGCAAGCGGUGGUCUCUACACAAGCAAUGAUGAUAAAGUUCCCUACGCCAAAUGGAGUUGGAAUGGCAAGAGGGAAGCCUGUUGAAGUAGUGGAGGAAAAAACUCUGACAGUAGAUAGCCUAGACAUGAGGGAGGAAUUGAAGGAAUGUCGAACUGAGCCAAUUGACCAAGUAAAACCUGUGGUUCUUGAUGAGAAGAGGCCCGAGCGUACAGUCAACAUUGGUGUAGACAUGGAUCCAAGCUUUAUGGCACAAUUGGAAAAUUGCUUUAGGGAGCAUAAAGACAUUUUUGCAUGGUGUCCAGUAGAUAUGCCAGGUAUCGAUCCAAAGGUUGCAUGCCAUAGGCUUGGAGUUAACCCAGAUGCUGUUCUUGUUAGACAGAAAGUGCGACACUUCGGGGCUGAAAGGACUGUAGCUAUUGAAGAAGAGGUAGCAAAGCUUAAAGAGGCAGGAUUCAUUCAAGAGAUUACUUUUUCUGAAUGGUUAUCAAAUGUGGUGAUGGUGAAAAAGGCCAAUGGAAAGUGGCGAAUGUGUGUGGACUUUACAGACUUAAACAAGGUAUGUCCCAAAGACAAUUAUCCUUUGCCAAAUAUUGAUGAACUAGUUGAUAAUUCCUCUGGUUAUGUGGUUUUGAGUUUAUGUGAUGCAUACUCUGGGUAUAACCAAAUUCCUAUGGCAAAGGAGGAUCGGGAUAAAACUGCAUUCAUAGCAGCAGGUAAAUGUGUUGAAGUUUAUGUGGAUGAUAUUUUGGUGAAAAGAAAAAGCUUAGACCAACACAUUGAAGACCUGAAACAAGUCUUCGAGGUACUCAAAACCCAUAACAUGAAGCUGAAUCCUACAAAAUGCACUUUUGGAGUCAAGGCUGGGAAAUUCUUAGGAUUCAUGUUGACAAGCAGGGGCAUUGAAGUCAAUCCAGAGAAGAUUCGUGCAGUGUUGGAGAUGAAACCUCCAUCCUCAACAAAGGAAGUUCAGAAGCUAAUGGGAAAGGUAGUUGCAUUGAGCAGGGCAAUUCCAGGUGAGAAAUUGUACUUGUAUAUUGCUACGAGUAUCGAGGCAAUUAGUACUGCAUUGGUUAGGGAAGAUGGAAGCAAGCAGGAGCCUAUGUAUUAUGUCAGCAAAGUGUUGCAAGGGGUUGAGACAAGAUACAAGCCUUUGGAGAAGUUGGCCUAUGCUAAACCAGAUUUGGCAAGGAGACUUGUAAGGUGGAGUAUUGAGCUCACAGAGUUUGAACUGGAGUUUCAGCCACGGAGAGCAAUGAAAGCACAAGUACUGGCAGAUUUCAUAGCAGAGUUAAGCAAGGAGGAAAAGGCUGUAAUGCAAGCACCACUCAUAGACGUACCAUGUAAGAGGAAAGCUCCAGAGCCAAAGAAACCAACAAAAAACCUACCUUCUAACCUUGUGUGGAACCUAUAUGUUGAUGGCCCUUCUAAUGCAGCAGGAAAGUAUGAGGCACUUCUUGGGGGAUUGAGACUUGCCAAGGCAGCAGGAGUGGAGUACUUGAGGAUUUAUAGUGAUUCACAACUUAUAGGAUAUGAGUUGAGCCAAGUAAGAAGGUUAGAGAACCUUAAAGUCGAUGCCUUGGAAAAGAUGGCAAGCAUAGGGCUAGGUGUGUCUGGAGUGGAAGUUUAUAUAGAGACACUUUCUUCACCUAGUAUAGAGAUGGAAAAUGCUUUGCCAACACAAGAGGAGCAAAGCUGGAUAAAUCCAAUUCUCACUUUCCUUAAAAGUGGAAUCUUACCAGAAGAUGAAAAAGAAGCUAAAAGUUGCAGAGGAAAGCUGCUUGCUGAUGCUAAGGCAUAUGUCAAGAAGUGUGAUAGAUGUCAGAGAUUUGCCCAUGUCCAGCAUCAACCUACUAACCCUUUGCACAUGAUAGUAGCCCCAUGGCCUUUUGCUCAAUGGGGGAUGGACAUCCUUGGUCCUUUCCCCGAGGCUAAGGGAAGGAAAAAGUUCCUUAUUGUGGCCAUAGACUACUUUACUAAGUGGAUCGAGGCAGAACUAGUAGCUCGAAUAACAGAACAAAAGGUAGAAGAGUUCGUCAAAAAACACAUUAUGUGUCAGUUUGGGAUGCCGAGGGUUCUGGUUACAGAUAAUGGAACGCAAUUUGCAAGUGAGGCCUUCAAAGAUUUCUGCCAAACAGGAAAGAUAGAGAGGAGGUUUUCGGUCAGAGCACAAUUAGAGACAGAAGGUUUGAGUUUACAGCAAAUUGAGCAGAGGUUUGCUUCUGUAGCUUAUCCAGAGUCUAAUGGACAGGCAGAGGCAGCAAAUAAGGCUAUCUUAGAGAGUUUAAAGAAGAAGGUAGGGUUUGCAAAAGGAACUUGGACAGAGGAGUUGCCAUACACUUUAUGGGCGUACAGAACAACACAUAAGACUCCAACAGGAGAAACUCCAUUCAAUUUAACAUGUGGUUCAGAAGCUGUAGUGCCGGUUGAAGUUAAGGUGCGAAAUUACAGAACGAACUACUUUAAUGCCAACUCCAAUGAACAAGCUUUAAGGGAGAAUCUGGAUCUUUUGGACGAAGCUAGGGAUCUGUCCCAAAUCCGUGUUGCCCAUUACCAUAGGAGAGUGGAGAAGUACUACAACAGUAAAGUUAGACCCAAGGACUUACACUAAAGAGACUGGGUCUUACGAAAGGCAGAGGUCACAGAGUGCAAUUCUCAUGAAGGGAAGUUACGCCCUAGUUGGGAAGGACCAUAUUUGAUUCAAAAAGACUUGGGUAAUGGAGCUUUUAAACUUGUUAAGCCGAGUGGAACUCCAAUCCCAAGGGCUUGGAAUGCAGUUCAUCUGAAGAAGUAUUAUCAGUAAUUUUUUCUUGUUUUAGCAAGGUUGAAUAAAUUUUGUGAAUAAAA